Messenger RNA from Penicillium diatomitis, 1008 nucleotides. Its product is annotated as NAD(P)-dependent alcohol dehydrogenase. The transcript has a single exon. Gene Ontology annotation, biological process: alcohol metabolic process. Lineage: Eukaryota; Fungi; Ascomycota; Eurotiomycetes; Eurotiales; Aspergillaceae. Gene Ontology annotation, molecular function: alcohol dehydrogenase (NADP+) activity; zinc ion binding. The record is from RefSeq and is a predicted model, not a curated record. The coding region runs from base 1 to 1008 and encodes 335 amino acids.
AUGCCUAUCCAAUUCACCGUUUUCAAGGGUUCCAAGGACGGAAACAUCGUCGAGAGUAAGACCCAGCGACCCGACCUCAAGGGCGAUGACGUUCUUGUUCGCGUCACUCAUUCCGGUGUCUGUGGUACCGACCUUCACUACAAGGGCGCUGAUAUGGCCCUUGGCCACGAGGGUACUGGUGUUGUGGAAGCGACCGGUCCAGAUGCACACACUCUGAAGAAGGGCGACCGCGUCGGAUGGGGUUACGAGCAUGACUGCUGUGGCCACUGCAAGUACUGUUUGACCGGCUGGGAGACCAUGUGUCCUGAGCGCAAGAUGUACGGUUUGGCAGAUCUCGAUCAGGGAUCUUUCGCUUCCCACGCGGUCUGGCGCGAGGCUUUCCUGUUCAAGAUUCCCGAGGGCGUUUCCAACGAGGAUGCUGGUCCUCUGAUGUGUGGUGGAUCCACCGUAUUCAACGCUCUCCACGUCGCUGGCGUCAAGCCCACCGCUCGUGUUGGUAUCAUCGGUGUCGGUGGACUGGGUCACCUCGCCAUCCAGUUUGCCGCCAAGAUGGGUUGUCAGGUUGUUGUCUUCUCCGGUACCGACAGCAAAAAGGAAGAAGCCAUGAAGCUCGGUGCUCGCGAGUUCUACGCCACCAAGGGUUUGAAGGAGUUGAAGCUGGAGAAGCCCAUUGACAACUUGAUCGUCACCACCAGUGCCCAGCCCGAUUGGAACAUGUACCUCAGUGUGAUGGCCCCCAACGGUGUCAUCUCUCCCCUUUCUGUCGACGAGGGCGAUCUGAAGAUCCCUUACAUGGGUCUGCUUCUGAGUGGUCUUCGCGUUCAGGGAGGUAUCGUUUCCGCCCGUCAGGUGCACCGUGACAUGCUCGAGUUCGCCGCCGCCCACGACAUCAAGCCCAUCAAGAUGACCUUCCCCAUGACUCUCGAUGGAGUCAAGGACAGUCUCAAGACCCUUGAGGAUGGCAAGAUGCGUUACCGUGGUGUUCUCGUUGCCCAAGGUCAACAAUAA